AUGAUAGGGAAACUUCCCAUGGGUGUUGCCUCCCCCUAUGUGAAGAUGAGCUCAGGGGGCUGCUCAGACCCCCUGAAAUUCUACGCCACCAGCUACAGCACAGCCUACGGACGAGGUGAGUUCAAGCCCCACCUGGGCAGCCAUGAAGGCACAGGUUACAAGUCAAACUACCGUCCUCUGGCCACCUACCAGCCCAACAUGGAUACGAUGGACAAUCCAGCCAUGAGAGAACAGGUCCGAGACAGCCUCCAGUCAGUGGCCAGCCAGAGUUACUGCCCUCCAGAGAAGCCCGACGCCAAAGGCCCGCUGCCCUGGAACAUGCACCAGUCUCCCUCAGGCUACGGGCGGGAGCGGCUCCACACGGGGCCCAUCACCACCAAGGAGAUCAGGAAGGUUCAUUUCGACACGCAGGAUCACGGGCCCCAGACCAUCACAGGGCUGGAGCCCAAGCAGGUGCCUCUGCUCCACCAGCACCUCGACAAGGGCUCCCUGGAGCUGGAGAACAUGCGCCAUGGGCCCCGAUACAUGACUACAGAGUACAACGCCAAGUACCUCAAAGAUCCUCCCCACCAGGCAGAGUUCUUGCACAAAAAAUCCAUUGGCGCCAAGGAGGAUACUGGCUUCACCAAAGAUUCCAACGAGAAUCCUAUCAUCUUCCAGCCACCGUCCCAGGCUCCUCCUGGAGACCCCGUCCUCCUCCCAAGCCAGAGUGUCACCAAGUCCGACUUCAUGCCAAUGACUCACCCACAAGGAAGUGACCACCUCCCCGUGUUGGCCAGAGGCUCUGAGCGGGAGACGGGCUACAGCCGAGUGAAUGAGAGGAUCCUGAACCCCAGAGUACCCCCACCAAGUCUAGAAUCCAGAAGCCUGGGCUCCCGGCAGUACCAGGCACCCCAACGAGUACAACAGUCAAACGUGGCCAUGCUUGGCAGAGACACUGUAGGAAGAAAGGAGCUCUCGGGGUUCAGUCUUAACAACCCCACCUACUUCCGGAGCUCCUGUGACCCCAACAGGGAUCAGCAGUACCUGACCACCUACAACCAAGGGUACAUGGACAACAUCCCCAGAGGCCGAGACUGGGAAGGCUGGACUCGAGGCGGCGUCCAGCCCCAGAUGGCAGGAAGCUAUGCCCUCAACAUGGAGGGGGCCCCAAGCCCUACAGAGUGCCAACGGCGCCCGAACCCCCCCAACAUGGCAAGAACUAUGACCUCAGCUGACCCCUUUUCCCGAAAUCCAGCUCAUGGCACCUACCACCUGGCCUCCAGCUGAACCUAAGGCCCCCCCCAGGCUGCACUGCCUCCCAGCGACAGGAGCAGAGCCCAGCCUUCCCUCCAGCUCCCACGGAG
Dipodomys spectabilis (banner-tailed kangaroo rat) is the source of this 1346-nucleotide messenger RNA. It is a transcript of the gene Saxo4, whose product is annotated as protein phosphatase 1 regulatory subunit 32. The record is from RefSeq and is a predicted model, not a curated record. Lineage: Eukaryota; Metazoa; Chordata; Mammalia; Rodentia; Heteromyidae. The transcript is spliced from 13 exons. Gene Ontology annotation, molecular function: phosphatase binding. The coding region runs from base 1 to 1269 and encodes 422 amino acids.